AAAAAAAUCUAAGUUGCUUAAGUUCCAUUUGCUUAUACAUUUCUUUUUUUCCUCAUUGGAAUGAUUUUAUGGCUCCAGAAUUUCAUUCUUGAAAACUUCCUUUUCCUCUUGGUAUGACUUCUGUCAAAUUUUGAUCCAUAGGAUCCUGCCUAUCCUUUUCUCUGAAUCUUUCAAAAUCUUUUCUCCAGUAGCCUUGCAUGCAUGUCAGACUAUGCUCAGUUUUCUUCUCCUUUUUCAAAAUUGAAGUGAUCACUUUGCUCUUGAUUUCCCUCAUAUCUUCUUUAGGACCCGGUUCCUUUUUGGUAAAUGUCUGAUCCAGAAUAGCAGUUUCCCAUCUUCCUCCAUCUUUUUACAGAUGAAGUUAUCAUUAGUGCAAGCUAAGAAGUUAUUAGCUGCGGCUCUGCUUUUUCAGAGCAUGAACUCCAGCAGGAGUCCAGUUGAUGACUACUGCAUUCUCAUUUCACAGUACCAGGCUUGUGAUCUGUUUCCAAAACUUAAGUGUUUCCUCUCUCCACCUGGAUGUUCUGUAGUAGAUUCUGAAUAUUUAUUUCUUUGAGUCUUACAGUUUUCUUUCUGACCCGACAGUAUCUCUGUGUCUAUAUCACCAUUCCCUUGAGGACAAAUAGCUGCUUCCUCCUCACAGGGUCCCCUUCCCUCCUCUUCAGGAAGUGUCAUAUCUGUUACUUAGCUCCAGGUACUCAGUUGUCCUUCCCUUUCUCUUUUGUCACCAUCCUCCUGUCGAAGAUGAGUUUUCUCUGACUUUACAUAUUCCCUUUCUUCAUCUUUGUAUGAAAGCUUUCAGUUUUUUAAGGAAGACUGCAUUCUUCCUGAUAACAGGGAUUGGAGAGGUGUUCCUCAAGGCCCUUUACUUUGUCUUCUAAAAAGGAGACCAACCUGCACUUCGUACAUAGAUAAUUGUCACUUGGCCACGGCAGAAAGACAGAUGUCAUGUGGUCUGUGCAAAUUACUACCAGAUUUUCUGUGCUCUUAUGAAUUGCCAGAAACAUGAGUUUCUUGGACCUUUUUUUUUUUUUUUAAACUAGUUGUGGUCAACUCCCUUGGAGAAUUACUGUGGCCAGUGGGGGUCUUGAAAUCCAAAGUUUUCAUUCUCACCUCUGCAGUAUUAUAUGUAUAUUAUAUACUACUAUAUAUACAAAUAGUGCUAUAUACACCCAACUUCCUUUCCUUUGUCUUCCUAACCUUCUCCUUGAGUCCCCUAUUGUCCUCAGGUCUUCAUUUUUGAGUCUUCGGGUUCUAUUCUUCUUCCUUUCUUCUUUGUCUUGGAGUCCACAUAGCAUAAGUGAUUCUCCUGACUAACCAAACCUUCUAGUCCUGAAGCCAGCUUGUAGCAAGGGGCAGACCCUGCAGUGGAGAAGGUAACUUACUUUCUAUUCUGACUUAGCAAGGCUUCCAGGAUGUCCCCUAGGAAGAUCAUUUGAAGAGAAUUACUCCCUCCCCAUACUAGGAAACAGAGAAAGCCUGCUAUAUAUUUACGGAGCCUUUCCUGCUUCUCUCUAAAACUCCAACCUCUCUUGCUUUGUGAAGAAAAGUCUUUUGUGUGUGGAUGUGUCUACUCUGCCACAUGGGAGAAAAGCCUCCCAAUAAAGAAUGACUCCUCUGACUACCAGGGGUGUGUGUUCUGUGCCAAAGCUUGUACUGAUUAUCAGCAAGAUGCCAUUAUGUUUAUGGUUUCUGAGUUUAGGCAGCCGUCUUCCUCUCAUAAUAACAUAUGCUUUGUAAAUUUUCAUGAUAGUAGUAACUCUGAAGUAUGUGACGCAAUGUGAUUUUAUUGAUGAGAAAACUGAGGUUCAAAGAGGUUGAUAUACCCAGGAUCACAUAGCUAGAAGAUGUCAGAGUUGGGAUUUGAACCAGUCUUCUGAUUCCAAAUCCAGACACAUGAGUGCCACCCCCAUGGACUCCAUGUCCCCAUGCAGGAGUGUCCAAGGAGCAAAACUUUUUUCUGAUCUUUGAGAGGUUUUAAGGAGGUAAACUAUUCAGCUUCAUUCAGACUAAGAUGUGAAUAGCUUAUAGAGUUGCCAGUGGAGUGGAGGAUAGUUGUGUUAUAAGACCGAAGGUUGUAAAUCUAAUGAAUUUCUGGUUAGAGGUUGGACCUAGUCUGUUCUUUAAACCAAAUUUUGAAUCUACCUCUGCAUUAUCUGUGAUAAGCUUUUCCUCUCCCACAGGCCACAUUGGGAGAUCCACAACCUGCCACUCCUUUCUACAUUAUUGUGACACUUCCUAUUGCCUAGAUUCUCAGCCUGGGUGGGCCAUUACACAGACAGAACCUGGGAGCAAAGGGAAGUAACUGUUCUGGCCAGAGGUCUUAAUUCCAGCUGGGAGGACUCAGGACUGGAAGAUGCAGCCACUGCCGUUGGUGUUGGGGGCUCUCUUGGUGGCUGCUGGAUUCCUGGCCAUUCAUGCCUUUACCUCUGAAGAGGUGGAACAAGAGCCCUGCCAAGCCCCAGGCCCAGAUGAGGUAGAACAGCACCUGACUCUGGCCCUGGGCCAGGCACUUCGACUCUGCUGUGGUCGUGCCAAUCGAGGUGGCCACUGGUAUAAAGAAGGCAGUCGCCUGGCACCAUCAGGCCGGGUUCGAGCCUGGAGAGGCCGUCUGGAAAUUGCCACUCUAGUAUAUGAGGAUGCUGGCCUCUACCUGUGCGUGUCGAGAGGAUCUGGCCAAGUUCUGUACAACCUUACCAUCUCUGUCAUAGACUCCCUGGCCUCCGGGGAUGAUGACGAAGACAGUGAUGGCCCCCAUAGGGACUCUCCCAAGGGGCACAUUUAUCCACAGCAAGGCCCCUACUGGACACAUCCCCAUCGCAUGGAGAAGAAGCUGCAUGCUGUGCCCGCAGGCAACACGGUCAAGUUCCGGUGCCCAGCUGCGGGUAACCCCAUGCCCACCAUCCGUUGGCUGAAGAAUGGAGAAGACUUCCAUGGAGAGCACCGAAUUGGGGGCAUCCGGCUCAGACAUCAGCACUGGAGUCUCGUCAUGGAAAGCGUGGUGCCCUCAGACCGUGGAACUUACACCUGCGUGGUAGAGAAUGCCCUGGGGAGUCUGCGAUACAACUACCUCCUGGAUGUGCUGGAGCGCUCCCCACACCGGCCCAUCCUGCAGGCUGGCCUGCCCGCCAACACCACAGCUGUGGUUGGCAGCGAUGUUGAGCUGCUGUGCAAAGUUUACAGCGAUGCCCAACCCCACAUCCAGUGGCUGAAGCACAUCGAGGUCAAUGGGAGCAGCUUUGGGGCUGAUGGCUUCCCCUUCGUGCAGGUGCUCAAGACUGCUGAUAUCAACAGCUCAGAAGUAGAGGUCUUGUACUUACGUAACGUGUCAGCGGAGGAUGCAGGUGAAUACACCUGCCUGGCUGGCAACUCCAUUGGCCUUUCCUACCAAUCAGCCUGGCUCACAGUGCUUCCCGAGGAGGAGCUGGCGUGGGAAGCUGCCGCAUCCGAGGUUAAGGUCACAGACAUCAUCAUGUACACACUGGGCUCGUUGACUGUAGUUGUGAUCCUGCUCAUUGCCGGGCUGUGCCGGGGGCAGACACUGUCCAGCCGCUCGUCCCACCAGCCCCUCGCUGUGCAGAAACUCUCACGCUUCCCCCUUAUCAGACAGUUCUCCCUGGAGUCAGGCUCAUCAGGGAAGCUGAGUUCUUCCCUCGUUCGGGGUGGCCGCCUGUCUUCCAGCUGUACCCCUAUGCUCCCCGGCCUUGUGGAGUUGGACCUGCCUCUUGAUGCCAAGUGGGAGUUUCCCCGGGACAGGCUGGUGCUAGGGAAGCCCCUCGGUGAGGGGUGUUUUGGGCAGGUGGUACGGGCAGAGGCCUAUAGCAUGGACCCUCAGCAACUAGACGGGGCCACCACGGUGGCCAUCAAAAUGCUCAAAGACAAUGCCUCUGACAAAGACCUGGCAGACCUGAUCUCUGAGAUGGAAAUGAUGAAGCUCAUUGGCCGGCACAAGAAUAUUAUCAAUCUGCUGGGUGUCUGCACCCAGGAAGGGCCCUUGUACGUGAUCGUAGAAUUUGCUGCCAAAGGCAACCUCCGAGAAUACCUUCGGGCACGAAGACCACCUAGUCCUGACUAUGCCUUGGAUGCCCCCAGGACCCCCGACGAACAGCUGUCUUUCCAGGCCCUGGUCUCUUGUGCCUACCAAGUGGCCCGGGGCAUGGAAUAUCUGGAGUCUCGGAAGUGCAUACACAGGGAUCUGGCUGCCCGAAACGUGCUGGUUACAGAGGACAGUGUGAUGAAGAUCGCGGACUUUGGCCUGGCCCGAGGUGUCCAUGACAUUGACUACUACAAGAAGACCAGCAACGGCCGCCUACCUGUCAAGUGGAUGGCACCAGAAGCCCUGUUCGACCGAGUCUACACUCACCAGAGUGACGUGUGGUCCUUUGGGAUCCUGCUGUGGGAGAUCUUUACCCUGGGUGGCUCCCCAUACCCUGGCAUCCCCGUAGAAGAGCUCUUCUCCCUGCUGAGAGAAGGACACCGUAUGGACCGGCCUUCCCACUGCCCCCCAGAGCUGUACAUGCUGAUGCGAGAGUGCUGGCACGCAAUACCCUCCCAGAGACCCACCUUCAAGCAACUGGUUGAGGCCCUGAACAAGAUCUUGACAGCCAUCUCUGAGGAGUACCUGGACCUCUCGAUGCCCUUUGAGCAGUACUCCCCAGCGGGCGAGGACACCAGCAGCACUUGCUCUUCCAAUGACUCUGUUUUCACCCAUGAGCCCCUGGCUCCAGGGAGUCUGGGCCCAAGCCCCUUCACUUACCACAGUGUAAGGACAUGAGGUGAACCAAACCAGCUGUGAACCGAGACGGCAGUGAUAUGAAUGAAUGAAUACCCUGCUCUUGGGCUCUGUUUCUGAUCUCAAGAACUUGACUCUGCCUUAGGACUUUCUCUCUGGUCCCUGCUCAUCCCCUAAGAAGGGGAAGACUAGGCCUGACCUUGGAUGGCUGCCUAUUCAAUACAGUUGUGCCUUGAUUUUUUUUUUGUUUUUAAACCAGAGCCCAGUAUCACUAAGGAACAGACACAGGUCCUUUCCACCUGAAGUUGUCCCUGGAAGGACCCAACCCUGCCUAAAGCCUUUCCUGCCCUCCCCUCCCCUCUUCUCCCUUCUCCCUCCCUUCCUUUCCCCUUCCCUUGACCCCAGGGAAUGUUGAUGUACAUAAUGUGUCUAUGCAUAUAUAUAUAUGACCUUUGAUAAAUUAUUUUUUGGAAUACA
This is a messenger RNA of Dromiciops gliroides (monito del monte), 5209 nucleotides long. It is a transcript of the gene FGFR4, whose product is annotated as fibroblast growth factor receptor 4. The transcript is spliced from 18 exons. Gene Ontology annotation, biological process: positive regulation of kinase activity; regulation of bile acid biosynthetic process; positive regulation of ERK1 and ERK2 cascade. Gene Ontology annotation, cellular component: membrane; signaling receptor complex. Bases 2357 to 4774 code for a protein of 805 amino acids. The record is from RefSeq and is a predicted model, not a curated record. Gene Ontology annotation, molecular function: ATP binding; fibroblast growth factor binding; fibroblast growth factor receptor activity. NCBI's taxonomy places the organism in Eukaryota, Metazoa, Chordata, Mammalia, Microbiotheria, Microbiotheriidae.